ACAGUGGGCGGGCGUGUUCCAUUGUUGGUCGAAAAGUGUAAAGCCGUGGUAAAGCGCUAAAAGCUCCUUUCAGCUGCUGAGUUGUCAAAGUGUCAAUGUCAAACUAAGUUAACUUUGUUGUUGUUUUAUCAACAAUGAUUUUUUAGUUUCCCUAACGGCAAAGUACCGAUAAGCCGGUUUAUAUACGAAGGUUAAGUAUUUUUGUUAUCACGCCAGUCAUUGGCGAUAAUUCAAGCAGUCAGGAUGGCCCGCGCGCUCUGUUUUUUGCUUGCUCUUCAAGCACUCAACGUUCAAGGCUUCUUCCACCGGUAUCCUAAGAUCGAGCUUGGCGAACGCGACGGUGGUGAUGCUGGGAAACCUCUAUUCCUCACGCCAUACGUCGAGAGCGGCAACAUCGCUGAUGGCAGGCGGCUAGCACGUGUGCCGUUCACAGAGAGUUUGAGGAUCAAAAGUUACGCCGGCUACUUCACUGUUGACAAGAAAUACAACUCCAACCAGUUCUUCUGGUACUUCCCAGCGAUGACCUCGAAUAAUCAGCCGGCUCCGGUGGUGGUGUGGCUGCAGGGCGGGCCGGGCGCUACGUCUUUGUACGGACUCUUCACUGAGAAUGGGCCUCUAAGGGUGCGCAACGGUAAAUUUGAACGCAGGAAGUACAACUGGGCUCUGAGCCAUCACGUCAUCUACAUCGACAACCCCGUUGGAACAGGAUUCAGUUUCACAAACGACAGCAAAGGUUACUGUAUUGAUGAGGCCCAGGUGGGGGAACAGCUGUAUUCAACUCUCAUACAAUUCUUCCAACUAUUUCCUGAACUGCAACAGAAUAAGUUCUUUGUCACAGGCGAGUCAUACGGUGGAAAGUAUGUUCCUGCUCUGGCUUACACCAUACAUAAGAAGAACCCUACUGCUUCAUUGGAAAUCAACCUGAAAGGAAUUGCAAUAGGCAAUGGAUUGAGUGACCCUGAGCAUCAACUGUUGUAUGGCAAAUAUUUGUACCAAAUAGGCCUCAUUGAUUGGAACCAAGCCAAGGUGUUUGAAGAGUAUGAAAAUAAAACAAGAGAUUUCAUUCAGAAAGGUCAAUGGAAUGAUGCUUUUGAUACAUUUGACACCCUCUUGAAUGGUGACUUAAUAGAUGGGAAGAGCAUUUUCUACAAUAUGACUGGUUUUAACUUCUAUUUCAACUACUUGCACACCAAGGACUACACUAACUAUGAAGACUUUGGUCCCAUGCUACAAAAGAGUUCUGUAAGGAAAGCCAUUCAUGUUGGCGAUUUGCCUUUCAAUAAUGGUUCCAUAGUAGAGCAGCAUUUGAAGCAGGAUGUGAUGAAAUCUGUAGCACCAUGGAUAUCAGAGCUCCUCGACCAUUACUAUGUUGUGAUAUACAAUGGGCAGCUGGACAUCAUUGUGGCUUAUCCUUUGACUAUAAAUUACUUGAGGAAUCUGAAUUUCACUGGAUCUGAAGACUACAAGACUGCUAAAAGGUACAUUUGGAAAGUGGAUGACGAGGUUGCUGGAUAUGUGAAGCAAGCUGGGAAGCUGGUUGAGAUCAUGGUGAGGAAUGCAGGCCACAUGGUGCCAGGAGACCAACCAAAGUGGGCAUUGGAUCUUAUCACAAGGUUCACCCAUGAAAAAACCUUUGGUGACCAUGAUGUUUAUAAUAAACAUUACAGAAAAAAGAAUGGCAUUUAUGAAAAGAAAAUGUUUGUUUGAUAAAAGUUAUGUGUUUCAAAUUCCAUUGUAGUUACUAAGUGUACUUAUUUUCCUUGUAAGCUAAAUUGUUGUAAUUCUAGGUAUUGUGUUCAAGGUAUCCACUGUAAUCAGAAACCUACUCAAUGUUAGCAUUGUCUCAAGGCUCAAUACUCAUUGUUGAAAUAAAGUUUUUAUAUAUCUGAACAA
Ostrinia nubilalis (European corn borer) is the source of this 1893-nucleotide messenger RNA. RefSeq names its product venom serine carboxypeptidase. Gene Ontology annotation, molecular function: serine-type carboxypeptidase activity. The record is from RefSeq and is a predicted model, not a curated record. The coding region runs from base 244 to 1707 and encodes 487 amino acids. NCBI's taxonomy places the organism in Eukaryota, Metazoa, Arthropoda, Insecta, Lepidoptera, Crambidae. The transcript has a single exon. Gene Ontology annotation, biological process: proteolysis.